UGCCAAACCUUACGGAGAGGGUCCUUAAAUGCUGCAGUUGGUGCAGUUGUGCAGCCUCCAUUACUGCAUCAACAAUUAGCCACGCAACCAUAAGAGAAAGUCAGAGAGAUAAAUGCUCUCUAUCUAGCUUUUACAUUCAAAUAAUUACAUAACAUUUCAUUACAAGGCUCUUUCUGGAACCGUAUCUGGUCACAACGGGCCAUGAAUUAUAUUCAGACAAAAGGCGUUGUGAAGCGGAAAUGCAAAGAAACCGAUGAAACCUUGUGUUUUACAGUGUCUAAUACAAACAUGUUGCAACACGCCCGCAGCAGAGGAAAACGCUACAAUCUCUUGUCGUUUUGGGAGUUACCGGACUACAUGAAAGAUAAUGAAUAUAUUUUACGUUAUUACAGAGCCAAUUGGCCUCUCAAAGUAGCUUUCUUCAGCCUCUUUCGUUGGCAUAAUGAAACGUUAAAUGUUUGGACGCAUUUAAUUGGUUUUUUUCUGUUUCUUGGGUUGACCCUUGCGAAUUUGAUGAAGCCUCGUGUGGUGGAUCUCUUGGAACUCUUUACCAGGUCUUUUUCUUCAAGUGCGGAAAAGAAUGUUUCUCAUAAUAUCAAAGAUUUGUUUCAGGGAACAACGUUACUAUUUGAUUUAAAACAUCAAGUACCUUUGCCAAUCCAACUUGAAGCCACAGCACUGGUUAUAGCAAGGUGGCCAUUCUUUGUUUUCUUGGCUGGCUCUAUGUUCUGCCUCUUCUCUAGCAGCAUGUGCCACCUCUUUUGUUGUCACUCUCAUGAUUUAAACCUGUUUCUGUGGCGAUUGGACUAUGUUGGGAUAGCAGUGAUGAUCAUCACCUCAUUUUUCCCUCAGAUUUACUAUGUUUUCCUAUGUGAACCCCACUGGCAAAUCAUCUACCUUGCUGGGAUCACAGCCAUGGGACUAUUCACCAUUGCAACAAUGCUAUCGCCAACACUUUCAACUGGCAAAUACCGUGCAUUCCGGGCCAUGUUGUUCUGUUCAAUGGGGCUUUUUGGCAUUGUGCCUGCAGUCCAUGCAUGCUUUGUGAAUUGGUCAAAUCCUAAACGCAAUGUCACACUGGCAUAUGAAAGUACUAUGGCCUUAUCUUACUUGACAGGGACUUUAUUCUAUGUAACUCGGAUACCGGAAAGGUGGAAGCCUGGGUGGUUCGACUUGGCUGGCCAUAGCCAUCAACUAUUUCAUGUUCUUGUUGUUGUUGGGGCAUUGGCACAUUACGCAGCCACUCUUCAAAUGCUAGAUUGGCGUGACUCUUUUGGGUGUGACACGGUUCCAUGAAAUCAAGUGUCUUUCACAACUUAUUGGGGGGGUUUUCUCCUAUAAAUAUAUUCUAAUAGCGCAAGCUUUUGUGCAGUGGUAAGGAUCAUUAUUAUUACAUUGUUGGAUUUUAAACAAGUGUGAGAUAAUUAAUUACAAGUCCAAAAUGGCUAUGAUUUUAGAAGUCAUUCAUCUCAAUAUUAGUUGAUUAAUAUUGUCUUGAUUUUGUUCCCCUUUAAAAAUUUGUCAUUCAGUUUAUUGUAUCUAGAAUUUUCUUUGGUGAGGUUUUCUCUUUUUUCCCUUUUUCAAACGUUUUCUGUAUGGCUAUUGAGAUGAAUAUCGCUUUUUUGUUUGAAACUAUGAUGCCUAACAUGUCGAUGGCCAGUAGUCAAAAGUAGUCAAAAGUGCUGUAAAGUUUGCCCAAUAUCUAUUUAUCUAACUGAUAAGGAGCUUGAAUAUCUUU
Messenger RNA from Abrus precatorius (Indian licorice), 1738 nucleotides. RefSeq names its product heptahelical transmembrane protein 1. The record is from RefSeq and is a predicted model, not a curated record. Gene Ontology annotation, molecular function: signaling receptor activity. The transcript is spliced from 4 exons. The coding region runs from base 202 to 1296 and encodes 364 amino acids. Gene Ontology annotation, biological process: response to hormone. Gene Ontology annotation, cellular component: membrane. Lineage: Eukaryota; Viridiplantae; Streptophyta; Magnoliopsida; Fabales; Fabaceae.